Messenger RNA from Dendrobium catenatum, 518 nucleotides. RefSeq lists its product as uncharacterized. Gene Ontology annotation, molecular function: microtubule binding. NCBI's taxonomy places the organism in Eukaryota, Viridiplantae, Streptophyta, Magnoliopsida, Asparagales, Orchidaceae. Bases 69 to 518 code for a protein of 149 amino acids. The transcript has 3 exons. The record is from RefSeq and is a predicted model, not a curated record.
UUAACUGCCCAGGAUCUUACACUUCUAGUAAUCUGGAAGCCGAAAAUGCGGAGAGGGUGUGCAAGAAAAUGGAGCAACUUUCCGAACUAUCUGAAUCUCCACAGAAAAAGUGCGGAAGAUCUGAUAGGUACAGCUUGCGCAAAAGUUUAGCAUGGGAUAGUGAAUUUUUCACCGGUGAAGGCGUUCUUAACCCUGAAGAGCUGGCUUUCAUCAAUUCCACAUAUAGCAAAGCUGUUGGAAUAAAGUUACCUGGAAUUCACGAAGAAUUAAGACAAUCCGCGGAGUCAACCUCUACGUUGGAUAGUGAAAGCCGAGCAUUGGACAACCUUGAAGUACGUUUGUUUGAGAAUCUUAGAGCUUCUAGUAAGAUUUCGUUGUCUGAAUCAAAUCAAACUGCCAAUAUGGAGCCUUCUGGUAAAGCAAAAGAACAACGCAAGCUAGAUAAACCACACCUGAGAAGUUUGAAGAAGCUUGAUAUUUCAUCUCAAACCAAGGUUUGCUGCUUAUUCAAUUCUUAG